This is a messenger RNA of Oxyura jamaicensis (ruddy duck), 2581 nucleotides long. It is a transcript of the gene C28H19orf44, whose product is annotated as chromosome 28 C19orf44 homolog. Bases 85 to 2031 code for a protein of 648 amino acids. NCBI's taxonomy places the organism in Eukaryota, Metazoa, Chordata, Aves, Anseriformes, Anatidae. The record is from RefSeq and is a predicted model, not a curated record. The transcript is spliced from 8 exons.
CGCUGAGCCAAUGAGAGGGCGGGAUAUUAGGGGGUGGGUGUCUCCGGGAUACGGCCCCGCUCAGCCGCCUCAGCGCGUCCCGAGAUGGCUGCGAGCGCUUGGGCGGGGAGGGCGCCGGUGGGCGGCCAGCAGGGGCGCGGCGAUGCGCAGCGCUGGAGAACCGCCGGGCCUUCCUUGCUCCUUCCUCGCUCCGGCAGCGAACUCCGUGUGGGUGAGACAGGGUUGGAGAUGGCUGGAAGAGCGCCGUGGCACCGCAGCAGAUUCCUCAAGGUGCAGGAUGUGGAAGUACGGGGAACCCAGCGGUGCCAGGCGCUGGGAGGUGCUGUGCAGGCGAUGAACAGAGGCAUAGCAAAGAGCGCUCCGGGUGGUACUUCCCACACGCGAUCAAGCUCAGCGCUGAGGAAAGUGGCACAACUAGAAAGCAAGAUCAUGAAUCGGAAGAAGCAGAUGGAAUUGCAAAACGCUGACUCCAGCCAGAAGCCUUUGGAUGAAGAAUCCCUCUCAUCUGCUUCCAGUCAUGAGCGCAGUGCAAGAGGCAAGAAAUACCUGAAGAAUUACGCUACAGCCUGUAAAAAUACAGCUGUCAGUAAUGCCUGUCCUAAGGAAGAAGAAAGCACCCAAAUCCCAAAAAAGAGUGGUACGGUUGAACCAAAGCCUGGUUUGGAUAGUGGAGAAAAAGAAAUGAGAGGGUUCACGGAGAACUCUCUCGAGUUUCCCUGCGGAAAUGAGAAUCGGAGGGUUGGUACAAGUGAUUCUAAGUGGAGUGGAAAGAAGAGUAGGACUCCAGUUUCAGUAGGAAUGCCUCCUCCGUCUCAUAAGGAAAUUUCACUGACAGAGGUAUCCAAAGCACCUUCUCUUCACAGCAAAGACUCAGAGAAGAAUGUUUUCGGUACAGUUGAUUUACUGACACCUCCACCAGCCAGCAGAAACCUGUCAGCACUACGUCGUAUGAAAUCUCCAUCACCAUCUUCUUCCACGAAAGACAAUACUGUAAAAAUUACCUUGCCUAGAACAGGCAAUGCCAAGCAAACCCAAAUAUCACUUGGAAGCGAUGGAAGUGAAAUAAAAUCAUUAGAUGAUUUAUUUUCAAAAGCAGCUGAUGCAGACGAUUCAACCAGCGUAAGCUCAAACGACUUCAGACUGAAUAUCCUGAGCCUUGAUGAUUUGGCAUCGAGUAUCACCAGUGAGGUGGCAGAAUUAAGGCAGCGAGGGACAGACAUUGAAAUUACUCAAGAAUCAAACAGAAAUCAAAAAAAAGAUACAUUCCAGGUGGAAAAGGACCAAUCCUCUCAUAAAACAAGUGCAGUAACUGGUGUGAGUGAUCCUUCCAAAGGGGAUACUGAAAAAAAUGUGACUGAAGCUGAUAUCUCUGAACAUUUAGGCGAAGUUUCUGCAGAUUUUUCUAGGCAGGGACAGGAUUAUCCCGAUUGUGAUGAGAGAACUGUUCAUUCAGAAUAUUCUGAAGACUUUGAAAAGUCUCUGUCCACGACAGACAGGGAAGCUGUAUCAGAAAUGUCAGAGAAAAAUUCUGAGAGUGGCACAUAUUCUGGAAAAGACCCAUCUUCUUCAACAUCAGCACCUUUGCUGACCAGAGAGAGGCAUGAACGGGUGCACAGAGUAACUGUAAAAGAAACUGCAGUUCAGACAGUGGAUUCUCCGUUCACCUACUGCUGGUCAAAGACAAACAGCACUGCAGUACUUGGCCCACCUGUUGGAAACAGCUACAUUGAUCCAGUACCUAUUGCCAGUCAUGUCAUCAGCAUGGAUGCAGUAGAAGCCUUGACUGCGUACAGUCCAUCAGUGCUUGUUCUAAAUGCCAUGCUAAAACAGCACUUGAUGUUGACCCAGCAGUUUGUGGAGAACAUUCAGCACCUACACUUAUGCCUUGUGGAGUCGUUAGAGAAUGAGAAGUUCCACUAUCACACACUGGAAGAGGCUAAAGAGUACAUCAAGAAUCACAAAUCCCCACCUCUAACACUUGAACAAGCACGUGAAAAAAUUCAGAAAGCGCAGGAGGAGAAACUACUCUGACCCUAUCAACAUUAAGAUUUACACUUACAAAGCUCAAGCUGCAACAAGAACCACUUUCAAACUAUACAGAUAAAGUUGUAAACUGAUUUGUACCGUUUCGUAUCUUGUAAUAUAAUUUAUUUUCCUGCAUGUUUUUUUUUUCUCCUGUACAUGAUGGAGGGAUAGAUGCCUUCAGUCAAACUACCUCAGUGUUCAGAAAAAAAUAUAUAAAUAAGAAAACACUUCUCUAAAGGUAGGGGGGUAAGUCAGCACGGACGACGUGUUUAUCACAUAGCUCAUUUAUCUCUGAUUGUGGUAGAAAGGCAAAAUCUAUAUGUAGCACCAAGGACCGUGAUCACAGUAGAAAAAUACCAUCCUGACCUUAGUGCCUUAUUUAAACAGCCCCAUCAAGUUGCUACAAAACCAAACGUAUGCAAUGUUAAGGUAAAUGCAGUACAAGGGUGCUGAAGUGCUGAAAUCCAUUUAGUCUCAAGCACGAGCCACUGUGUUUUUUUUAUUAAAAAAAGUGUUUAUUGGAAGGCAAAACAAUAAAAUUCACAAGUUGAUAACA